UAUAAAUACUUGUGUUCUGUUUUCAGCGCCAUUCAGUGCACAGUCCUCCUUUGUUGGGGUGGAGGUAUCUACAACAGACAAGGCAAGAUCCAAGGCAAUGAAAUUGGUUCAGGUUAAAGAGAUCAAUAAUAAGUUUGUGCCUGUGUCUGCCUUCCCUCAAUCCAAGUCUGCUGCUAUUGCUAAUUCUGAUGAUGCCACUCAGCCUAUGUAUCAUCCUUUUGUUUCCUGUAAGUCUCAAAGUAAAUGCACUCUGUACACUCUCUGGUUUGUAACUCUACUAUACAGUGAUGUCUCCACCUGUGUCUUCUUUUCAAUACCAAUCUGGCACUGGUACAGAUUCUAGUAGAUCCUCAUCAUUGGCUACAGGAAGCAGCUACAAUCCUGAUUCAGCAAUUGGUUCACCUGGACCAACACCUCCUUCGUCAAGGCCUCAAGGCAAUUCUGGAGAAGGAGAUUGUUCAUAUCUUCCAAACACCACAGUUGAACCAACUGGUGUAUCACUAGGUGAAGGUGCUUAUGGUGAAGUAUGCGAGGUUUCAUACAAGGGAAACAUAUAUGCAGCAAAGAAGUACAAAAUAUCAAAAAAGGAAGAACUAAUUAAUUUACAUAAGAGGCUCAAGGCUUUUGUUCAGGAGGUCCAAAUCCCCUUACUAAUCAGCCAUCCCAAUAUCGUGCCUUACUGUGGAGUGUGCAGAUUAAAAGGAGAUGGAGACAACCCGGUCAUUGUAAUGGAAAGAAUGGACAAAAACCUAACUGAAUACCUAAAGGAAGGUUUGAUUACCUUGGAUAAAAAAUUCCGAGUGUUGCUUCAUGUUGCAAAAGGACUGCAACACCUUCAUCAGCAGAAACCUGCCAUCAUCCACCGUGAUCUUACAGCCAACAAUGUCCUGCUUAAGAAUGGAGUUGCAAAAAUCGGUGAUUUUGGGAACUCUCGAAUAGUUGAUCUUAAAACAUCUGAGCCUCUUACUACUAGACCUGGUACCAUCGACUACAUGCCUCCAGAAGCAAUGGAAGGGGGUCUCUACAAUGAAAAAUUGGAUAUUUUCUCUUACUCUCAUCUCGCAAUCCAUGUAAUAAUCCAAACCUAUCCCCUCCCAAAGAAUCCAACUUUUUAUGAUGGUGCAACACUAGUUCCUCGUACUGAAGUUAAACGACUAUUUGAAUGGUGGUAAACACCCAUUUUAUUCAAUAGUUUUGGAAGGUCUUUCAAAUAAGCCAGGCCCAAGGCCUAGCUGUGAACAAAUUAUUUCAACACUCCCAAUGGAGUUAUAAUUCUGUAUCGUCAGUAGUUGAUUAUCACGACGUCGUGUAUAUUUACAAGUGGAAAAAUCAUUUCUUCAAAAUGAAGGGGGAUGUAGGGAUGGCGUA
This is a messenger RNA of Geodia barretti, 1368 nucleotides long. The record is from the annotation of a GenBank genome assembly. Lineage: Eukaryota; Metazoa; Porifera; Demospongiae; Tetractinellida; Geodiidae.